This is a messenger RNA of Paramuricea clavata, 4070 nucleotides long. The record is from the annotation of a GenBank genome assembly. Lineage: Eukaryota; Metazoa; Cnidaria; Anthozoa; Malacalcyonacea; Plexauridae.
AUGGCAAAUGAUGCAUUCACGGUGUACAUAUACGCCAACGAAUACGAGUACUUAAAAUGGCUUGUGCUGCAAAAACAGGAUAUCGAAACAGGAGGUGAUCUGUUUGGUGUCUGGCAGAACGAGCUCUGUGCUGUUGUACAAUUUGUGCUCGGUCCAGGAAGGCAAUGCCAACGAACGGCAACCUCGUUCUUUCAAGAUGUUAGCUACUUAGCGAACGUUGGACGAUACAUGACAUCAAAUGAAGGUAUUUGUAAUAUUGGCGAAUGGCACUCGCAUCACACAAUUGGUUUAGCUCAUCCAAGUAGUGGAGAUCAGAAUACGGUAUGGGGUCAUAUGGGAACAGUUAGCGGUGGACGGUUCUUAGUUUUUAUAGCAAAUAUUCGAGGUAUGGACAGCGUAAAUGUCGGUUGUUUCAUGUUCAAUAGCGCUACGCGUAAAAUGACGCAAGGGAAAAUGAAAGUACUCAAGAGUUGUAGCCCAAUUCGACAUACGUUUGUGCAAGAGGGGCGAUUUGAUUCGGAAGCAGAACCUCAUCAAGAUUGGAACGCGUUUUGUAUGUCUAAAUCGAGCAAAGCAAGCCAACGAUGGCGAGAAUCUAAAGUUGAUCUCAUCGAAAACGGUCCCCCCCCCCCCCCCCUUCAGGACCCUCUUUAGGGAAUUGAUUUUAUCGUUUUAUUGUGUUUCAUUGUUGUAUGAACCAAUCACAGGACCUUUGGCUUGGUUCAACAAUUAAUUAUUAGCAUAUCGAAAGGCAUAAUGCAUAACCAAUAAGGCUUUGUCUAGCACAGCAUGGGUGCAUAAGUAAUACCUAUUUCCUAGUAAUGCGAUAUGUAUUCUGGGAAAACAGAGCAAAAAAUUAUAAAAAUACAAUCUAUUAAAAUACGUAAUUUUAUUGCAAGAAAACCUAGUGUGUCAUCACCAAGUAGCCAUUAGAAUUAGUUCAUAACAAAAGCUUUUUGUAUCUGAAAGGAUUACCCUGGACUUUAAAUAUAUAAAUGUAUUCAUACUUCAUACAUCCUUCCAUUGUAUAACAUUUAGUCAGAAAUGUAUGAUCAAUUUUCUUCCCCGAAUUGCGGAAGUGUUACAGUGUAUAUUUACAAACCUGAGUUUGAUUUUCUAAAAUGGCUCGUUCUUCGGAAACCUGGGAUUGAAACGGGUGGUGAUCUGUUUGGCUUGUGGCAAGAUGAAGGCACGGCAGUUGUACAGCUUAUCUUAGGUCCAGGAAAAGGCUGCAGCCGGACUACUACGUCGUUUCAUCAAGACGUGGCUUAUCUAAGAGAAGUUGGAGGUUAGUGGUUGCUUUCGUUUGGGUGACUGGUUUGCGUGGUGAGUCCUGCAAAGCCAGAAAAGGGUAGCCUGCGGUGUAUAUACACACACUUCGGGUUUCUCCUGGGAUAUACGGCGCAGGCUAUACAAAGGGAUUUUAUACACGUAACACUGAGUGACUCACUUAGAUAUUUUGCUUGUGCAAAGCUAAGCAUGUAGUUAAAGCUCAGGGGAAAUUCCUGAGUCUUGCGAACCGAACAAUGUUUCGUGAGUCUUGCCCACCCAACAACAGGGUUAAACCUGUUCGUGACAGUCUGGUAUACUUUACCAGAGACUGGCUGAGGUGUUUUACGUAUGAUUUGCUUUCACAAGCUGUUAAGUUAAUAAAGCUUAAGCACACAUUUCUGAGUUCCACACAAGGUCUUAACACAUAACUUCUGCAUUGCUAGCCUGACGCUCUGUGACUCGCUAUAGGGUGAAGUAGAGAGAAGGCGUGAUAAUCGACCUUCCUUGCAGCUGAUGCAGAAUUGCGAAGAACGCAGCUCAAACGUGUGACCGGGUCAAAGCCUUACUAGGGCAUCUUUGGCUGUCACCAUACGACCCAUGUCCGAGCACAGAACACAGCUAAGGUCGACGGGCUUGUUAUUUUUAAUGAAGGGAAAUCAAGACUACCUGGAGAACAGUACUCAAAGCACAGGAGAUUUCAUUCAACUUCAAAAGCACAUCAAGCCGCCAAUCCUAAGUACCCUACCCUCGACCACAGAAUAGGAAGUUAUACCAGAAGCGUAACUCGAGCAAAUAUUUGUCCGCGUUUUUACAAGCGAUUCGUCAUCAAUCACGCCAUCCUGGCUAAUACAACCGGCACUUUGUACCUACCAAAUCCUGAUAAAAACUUCCGGCUGUACUAGCCAGGAUGGCGUGGCCUGACGUGAACGAGUUAAAAUUUUCGUGGACGUCAAACAAUAAGGGAAACGACUAGAGUUACGCUUCUGGUAUAACUUCCUAUUCUGUGCCUCGACCUACAGUAGCAAGCUUCACUUAGUGGCAAGAUGCAAUGAUAAAAUCGUACCUGCCACCCUUGCUUUUCAAGGUCAGAGAAUUUGGUCAACAUUUUACCCUACGUUGUUUUCUUUGCAGGUUAUUUGACGUCUUCACAAGGUUUAUGCAAUAUUGGCGAAUGGCAUUCACACCACACAUUAGGUUUGGCAGAGCCAAGUUAUGGAGAUCAACAAACAGUGUGGAAUCACAUUCCUUCUGUAGCUGGUGGACGAUUCCUGGUUUUCAUCGCGAAUAUCCGAGGUAUUGCACCAUAGUGCAUGUCUUUUUGCAAGGAGUUAGCAGUUGUAACUUGUAUUUAUAUGCAACCAGACACCUUCCAAAACCAUUUCACUAAAUCCAUAGUAAAUCCAUAGUAAAUCCAUAUUAUUUCCAUUACUACAGUAUAUCCGUAAUAUGGAAAUUGCAAUUAGUAUCUGUAUGAAGAUUGGAUUUCCGUACUAUUUUCAACCAAGACCCAUACCAUUUCCAUAGUAAGGAUUUAGAAAAAAAUUCCAGUGUUAUAAGUAGUCUGAAACCUCACAGCUGAGACCGCACAUUUAAAAUCUCCUUAAAGGCCACAUUACACGGUGCAAUUUUUCUUGCAACUUGCAAUGCAAUUCUACUCUUGAGAGAUGUUAAUUAGUGAAAUCUGUGAAGAGUUUUCGAUAUGUUGAGAAAACAUCGCUGGAGUGUAAUGAAGACUCGUAUUUGGUUAAUUUUACAUAUCUCAAGAGUAGAAUUGCAUUGCAAGUUGCAAGAAAAAUUGCACCGUGUAACAUGGCCUUUACUGAACUUAAAAUCUUUCCUACAUUCGUCCAGGUGCACCACCAAAAGUCAACAUUGGUUGUUUUCUAUUUGAUUGGAGUAAACAAAAAAUUCUAAUAGGCAAUAUUGAAUGUCUGUCGUGCCCAAGUCCAUUCCGUCUGACAGUGGACAACCCGUGCAUAACCUCAAAGGCAGAACCUGCUCAAGACUGGACAACAUUCUUUAAAUACCAAGCCUCGAUGCAGAGAAAUAAUAAACCUGUCGUGGAUAGCUCUUCCCCAAGAGAUGGUCAUGGUAUUUCACAUAGAUGGAGUACGAGAAACGAUAAUCUAGAAGCACGAAACGGCAAUCCGAAGGCACGAAAUGAUAAUCCGAACGCGCGAAACGGUAAUCAGAACGCACGAAAAGGUAAUCCAAACACACGAAAGGGUAGCGAAAACACGAGAAACAGAGACCCCCCAACGAUCAACGUGGUAAGCAAUAGCCCGAAAGAUGGCAACGGUAUUUCAAAUAUAUCGAGCACUGGAAGCGGUAGUCUGGGCUCACGAAACAGUGAUAUGAACGAACGAAAUGGUAAAGCGAACACGAAGAACGUAAAUCCCUCAACGCCCAACGCGAAAGGCCCCACGUCGAAAGAUGAUAACGGUACUUCAAAUAUUCCGAGCACACGAAACGGUAAUCGGAACGUGGGAGACGAUAGAACGAACACGAGAAACACAUCCUCAAAUUCAAGAAACGAAAACUCGAACAUAAAUGACAGCAAGCCGAAUAAGAAAAAUAAACAAUUCAACACAAGCAAGGCGAGAAAACGCAGAUCUAACAAAAAAUCGAACAAGCUACGUCAAAGGGAUAGAGUUCGCCACGAACAAGAACAACAGCUACUUGCAGAUGACUAUGAGGAGGAGGAAUUGAGUAAAUGUGGGAAAAUCGUUAAAAGAUUGGGUGAAAUGUUUACAAGUGUAAAGAACUUUUUCUGCAGAAAUAUAUGUCGCUGCUGUUAA